Cuscuta campestris is the source of this 1572-nucleotide messenger RNA. The record is from the annotation of a GenBank genome assembly. NCBI's taxonomy places the organism in Eukaryota, Viridiplantae, Streptophyta, Magnoliopsida, Solanales, Convolvulaceae.
GUCGUUUGAGAUGGCAGAAGAUGGGAAGUUCCGAAUUGAGAAGUUCGAUGGUACAGAUUUCAGUUGGUGGAAGAUGCAAAUUGAAGAUUUGCUGGUUCAGAAAGAUUUGGACGUGGUAUUGGGUGACAAGCCAGAAAAGAUGUCGGAUGCAAAUUGGGCAGGUUUGGAUCGGAAAGCAAUGUCCGUGAUCCGUCUCUCGUUGACCAAGAAUGUUGCCUUCAACAUUCUGAAGGAGAAGACAGCGAAGGGAAUUAUGGACGCGCUGUCUAACAUGUACGAGAAGCCAUCUGCAGCGAAUAAAGUUUUUCUGAUUAAAGAGCUGAUUCGAGAUCUCGCUCUUGGCGAGGAUGUCAGAAGAAAGAGUUCGGGGGAGUCAUCUGGUGAAUUGCUUCAUGUUGGUAGAGGCAGAAAAAAUAACAGAGGUAGUGGGAGCAGGAACAGACAAAGGAGUCAGUCGAAGACUCGUGACAGCUCAGGUGUAACGUGCUGGAAGUGCAAGGAGGUGGGGCAUUAUAGGAAUCAAUGCCCGAAUGACAAGAAAGUGAACAUUGCUGAAGGCUCUGCGAGUGAUGAAGAGGUCCUUCUUACUUGUUGUGCGGAGAGCAAUGUGGAUUCUUGGGUCAUGGAUUCUGGUGCUUCAUUUCAUGCUACCCACAGCGGUGAAGUAUUACAGAAUCUGGUUGUUGGAGACUUUGGAAAGGUACGACUUGCAGACGAUAGGGCUCUUGAGGUGACGGGCAUGGGUGACAUGGUGUUGAAGACCUCAGUCGGUCUUUGGACUUUGAAGGAUGUCAGAGUGGUUCCAGCCUUGAAGAAAAGUUUGAUUUCUGUCAGGCAGUUGGACGAACAGGGACACGAGGUGAAGUUCAGAGAUGGGCAGUGGAAGGUUGUGAAGGGAAAUCUUGUCAUGGCCCGCGGAAGGAAGAGUGGUUCGUUGUAUAUGGUCGAGUUACCAUCUGAGGGAGUGACCGCCCCAGUUCAGAAGAGAAACAAAGUCCGGUUCACAGAGUCUCGUGGGCAGAAUAAGGUUGUCUAUGCAAGAGAGAAACCUAGAGCCACAGGUCAGACUCAGGAUGAACGAGCGUGGAAAGGUUCAAGGGGGCCAGUCAGAGGUAUUUAUGGCAGUGGGAGCUCAAGAGGCGCUUCAGCCAAGUUACCUAGAAGACAGUGGGUCAGGAGAACCAGUAUUCUAGCUGUUGGAACAUCUCCAGAAAAUUUCUUGCUGAGUACGGAGAGUGUUUGUUCUCAGUAUGUUCUAGGAUCCGGCAGUGUGCGUCUGCAGUGGGAGCCGGUAGGGACCGAGGACGAGUCAGGGACAGAUUUUGCCGUGACUGAUGUGUUGGAGCUUGGGAGAGCUUCAACGGGCCUUUCAGUUGUCUGAUGAUAGGGCCGCUGUAACAGGAGAGCUGAGGAAGAUUACUCGAUGUACAGGCAAUCGUGGUGGAUGGCAGUUGAUGACUAUCAAGCCUCCAAGUGGGAGAAUGUUGGGUUUGUGGANAGGAUCCGGCAGUGUGCGUCUGCAGUGGGAGCCGGUAGGGACCGAGGACGAGUCAGGGACAGAUUUUGCCGUGA